AUGAGUCUUACACUCUUGUAUUUAUCCAUUUAUCAAGAUGCACAAGAGCAGCAUGGAGACAAUCAAAUUGGAAUUGACCAACAGCUUCACAAGGAGGAUCAGCAAGGAGCUGAAAUGCUGGAAAUGCAGCAAAUACCUCCCCAAGAACAAGUUUUGUUAAUACUGGAAGUACGCCUUCAGAGAGUUGUCCCAAGGUCAAGUAUACUCUUACAAGCUCCAAAAGGACAUUACGUGGAACUGAAUUUAACCAUGGAGAGUUUAUAUCUAACACCCUGCAUUUAUGAUGAGUACCUUGAGGUUCGUGAUGGAUACAACAAGUCUGCUAAUCUUCUUGGUGUAUUUUGUGGAAGGAACAUUUUUGUUAUUGUGCGAUCCAGUGGACAGAACUUGUGGAUCAGAAAAUCAGCCUAUUUUUUUGGCAGGUUUCGGGGCUCGUACACCAAAAAAAUACUCAACUUUACAGUUGAACCCAACCUAGACAAGGUGGCCAAAACUCAAUUUGUUCUUUUCAACCAAACUUCAUCUCUUUGGUGUCCAGCGCAGGGUGCACCAGCACCUUCAAUAGUUUGGAGAAAGAACGGCAUUGUGGUACAGUACAGUACAAGUGUCAAACAUCAGCUGACCAUUACUGAGGAGAACAAUGACAAGUACAGCUGUGAAGUGAAGAAAGAGAAUGGUUUUGACAAGAAAGAAAUCCGUCUUGUCAUUGAAAGAUGCCCAGAUCCCUGUCGAUGUACAAUGGCAGUUGGAAUCAUGGACGCAGCUACUCUCAUUGAAUGUAGAGAAAAACACUUACAGUCAGUUCCACGUCACUUACCCUUUUCUACAGCGAAAUUGGACUUGGAUAACAACCUGAUAAAGGAGCUACCACCUGGAGUGUUCAAUAAUAACACGGAGUUGAUCUCACUAAACUUGAAUGGAAACCAGAUAGAGAGGCUACCAGCUGAAGUCUUCAAAAACAACUCCGAGUUGGCCUUCUUACAACUUUAUGACAACGACCUAACUGAGCUACAAGAGGGUUUGUUUGAUAGUUUGAGAGCAUUGACAUGCCUAUGGCUGCAAGACAACGGAAUCAGAAAGCUUCCUAAACACGUUUUCAAAGAUUUGACUAAUUUGCAAGAGCUACAACUUAACGACAACGGCCUAAAAGAGUUACAAGAGGGUUUGUUUGAUGGUUUAAGGGCAUUGACACGCCUAUGGCUACAAAACAAUGGAAUCAGAAAGCUUCCUAAACACAUUUUCAAAGAUUUGACUAAUUUGGAAGAAUUGGAUCUGUCUAAUAACAAGGUUAAGAAUCUGGCACAAGACGUCUUUAGUAACUUAACAAAUAUCACAAACCUGUUUUUGUCCAAAAACCAAAUUGGAGAAUUACCAUCAACGAUAUUUGUUAACCUGACCAAGCUUAAGGCAUUAAAAAUAGAGAAAAAUAAUUUAACAAAGCUCCAUCCAAAACAAUUUCGCGGACUGGUACAGCUGUUUGAGCUCUAUCUGUCGGGAAACAAACUCAGAAAUUUGCCACAAGGAAUUUUCAAAGGCCUAAAGGAGCUUGAGAUUCUAGAACUCUUUGACAACGAAUUGAGGAACGUUUCCAUCGACAACUUCAAUGAAAUCAAGCAGUUAAAAAUUCUAUAUUUGCAUUAUAACUACAUGAGGGAGAUUCCCUAUGGAUUUUUUGAAGAGUUGAAGGACAUAUUACGAGUGAGUUUGGACACAAACCUGAUGUGUUGUCAUAUGCACAAAGAGGACGCUGACUGUGCUUUCAUUGAUAACGACGACUUUGCAAACUGUGAGAGCAUGUUCAAGAGCCCAACCCCGAGGAAGAGCAUAUGGGCAAUCGGCUCCCUUUCCCUGGCUGGGUCUGUGUUUGUCAUCACAUGGCGUUCAGUCUUUAAGGAUACAAACACGGUACAAUCAAUCAUGUUAUUGCACUUGGCAGUCUCCGAUGGUUUAAUGGGAGCAUACCUAAUCACACUGGGUGUCAAAGAUCUGUUGUGGAGAGGAGAGUAUUACUUACAUGACUUCGAGUGGCGGUCCAGUUUGGCUUGCCAGAUAACUGGUGCCACCUCUUUGCUAUCCAGUGAGGCCUCCUUGAUGCUGAUGGCUUUGAUAUCUGCAGACCGACUCAAGAACAUUGUGUUCCCGUUCAGAGGUGGAGCACUUUCGCGGAAGAUGACCCACAUCCUUUGCGCUAUCAUAUGGCUCGUCGGCUUCCUCCUGGCUUUCUUUCCGAUGUUUGGCUUGAGAUACUUCGAAGAUUCUAAAACAUAUCACAACUAUUACGGAAAAAGUGUAGUCUGCCUUCCCUUACAGCUCUCUCGUCACAAAACGGAAGGCUGGGAGUACUCUGUUUCUGUAUUUGUUGGCCUCAAUUUCUUCCUCUUCAUAUUCAUCACAGUUGCCUACCUCGCCAUAUUCAUAAGCAGAGUGCGAGUUAAAAACCAAUCAGCCAACACAAGGAGGGAGACCGGUCUGGCCAAGAGAGUGUUCUUCAUCAUCUUCACUGACUGUCUCUGCUGGAUGCCAAUCAUCGUGUUUGGUAUGAGGUCGCUUUUGGAGAAGAAUUUCAAGCCACCGAGAGACUUAGCUGCUUGGAUUGCCGUGUUUGCUCUGCCCAUCAAUUCAGCGAUAAACCCGAUUCUGUACACGUUAGCAACACCAAAGGCGCAAGAGUAUCUGGGAAGCAAAAUAGCAAUGCUGAGAAGCUUCAUACGGAGUACUUUUCAUUGCAGUGAAUAUCAAGAGAGACAACAACAAGAUCCACGAGAGAUUGAAGAUAACGGACAACAAGAAGAUCAACAAGAAGGAGAAGCAGUGGAAAUGCAGAUUCUUGGAUUGCCACAUCCAGAUCAAGGUGUUUAA
Messenger RNA from Pocillopora verrucosa, 2859 nucleotides. The record is from RefSeq and is a predicted model, not a curated record. Lineage: Eukaryota; Metazoa; Cnidaria; Anthozoa; Scleractinia; Pocilloporidae.